Messenger RNA from Strongyloides ratti, 1902 nucleotides. Its product is annotated as CRIB domain and Protein kinase domain and Serine/threonine-/dual specificity protein kinase, catalytic domain and Protein kinase-like domain-containing protein. NCBI's taxonomy places the organism in Eukaryota, Metazoa, Nematoda, Chromadorea, Rhabditida, Strongyloididae. Gene Ontology annotation, biological process: protein phosphorylation; regulation of axonogenesis; regulation of MAPK cascade. The coding region runs from base 1 to 1902 and encodes 633 amino acids. Gene Ontology annotation, molecular function: protein serine/threonine kinase activity; ATP binding. The record is from RefSeq and is a predicted model, not a curated record. The transcript has 4 exons. Gene Ontology annotation, cellular component: cytoplasm.
AUGUCGUCAACAAUGGAACGUUCAAAGGUUAAAUUACGUUACUUGUUGGGUCGAAUAUUUUCCCCAAAUUCAAAUUCAGAUUCUGAUAGGUCUUCAGAAACAUCAUUAGCUGAGAUAUCAGGACCUUAUAAUACAGUUCAUAGAAUUCACGUUGGAUAUGAUGGUGAAAAAUUUGUUGGUUUACCUGAAUCAUGGAUGGAGAUAUUACGACGAGAUAUCAGUGAAGCAGAUCAAAAAAAAAAUCCAAAAGCUGUUGUUACAGCCUUAAAAUUUUAUGCAGCAGCUUAUAAAGGUAAACAAGAAGACAAAUUUAUGAUGACUAAAUCUGUCUACCCUAGUGAAGAUGAUGUAGAAGUAGUUGAAUUAGAUAUUAAUAGUAGUGAAUUCAAAGGUGGAUAUUAUGAUAAAAUGGGGAAUUUUAUAAAAACAAAAAUGUCUGAAAACACAUUUUCUGAAAAAGGAAUAAAACAAAACAAUGAUAAUAUGAAUUACAUGACACCAUCUAAAGAUGAAAAUUUGUAUACAGAGUUAACAGAAACUCUCAAAAAAAAUAAGAUCUCAAAUGGAAACAAUAAAAAUAAAGUUGUAAAACCACCUCUUCCACCAGUAAGAACGCAAUUUCAUAGUGUUACAAGUUCACUUCCAACAACACCAAAAGAAAAUCUUUCACGUAAUAAUGGUAAUUUGUAUGCAGCACCAAUUGUUAACAAGACAAAGCCACCACCAUUACCACCAAAACCAUCUCAAUUUAAAACUGUGAAACAAUAUUCACAGGAUUCUUAUGAAUCAUCAGCAUUCUCAAAUACAACACCAUCCUCUGUCUCAAAUUCUUCCUCCCUCUCCUCAACAAAAGAAGAUGGUAAUGAAGAUAAGAAAAUUGAAGAAAUUGAUAUUACUGGACAUAAUGAACCAAAACCUCCACCAAGAAUAAUAAAUGAACAGGGUAUGGUUGGUGAAAAUAUUUCUACACCAGUUAGGACAAGACAACAACCAAAAUCAAAAAUGACUGAUAGUGAAGUUAUUGAGGAACUCCGAAAAAUGGUUAAUCCAAUAGAUCCAUAUACAAAAUAUGAUUUAAUGGUUAAAAUAGGAGUAGGAGCUUCUGGUACAGUCUACACAGCUCGUGGAAAAUAUAAUGGUAAAGUUGUUGCUGUUAAAAGAAUUGCUUUUAAAUCUCAACCAAAAAAAGAGAUGUUAUUGACAGAAAUUAAGGUUAUGGAACAAUAUAGGCAUAAAAAUUUAGUAAAUUAUAUAGAAAGUUUUUUAGUUGAUGAAGAUGAUUUAUGGGUUGUAAUGGAUUAUCUUGAAGGUGGUAAUUUAACGGAUGUCUGUGUUAAAACUGAACUUGAUGAGGGACAGAUAGCUGCUGUUUUGAGAGAAUGUCUUGAAGCAUUAUCUUUUCUUCAUUCUCAUAGUAUUAUACAUAGAGAUAUUAAAUCAGAUAAUGUUCUUCUUGGUAUGGAUGGUUCAGUAAAAUUAACUGAUAUGGGAUUUUGUGCUCAAAUAGCUCCAGGUUCUAAACGUACAACAAUGGUUGGUACACCUUAUUGGAUGGCUCCAGAAAUUAUUAGUAAAACAAAAUAUAAUUUUAGAGUUGAUAUUUGGAGUUUAGGUAUUAUGGCUCUAGAAAUGGUUGAUGGUGAGCCACCAUAUUUAAGAGAAGCACCACUUAAAGCAAUUUACUUAAUAGCUCAAAAUGGUAAACCAGAAGUGAAGAAAAAACAUCAAUUGUCAUGUGAAUUCAAUGACUUUUUAGAUCGAUGUCUUGUGGUGAAUCCUGAUGACAGAGCAGAUACAGGUGAAUUAUUAGCUCACCCUUUUAUCAGAAAAGCUAAACCAUUAUCAAGUUUAGUACCAUAUAUCAAAGCUGUUAAAGACUUGAUCAAGUCGGGUAACUGUUAA